Molecule: messenger RNA, 4206 nt
Organism: Oncorhynchus keta (chum salmon)
Lineage: Eukaryota; Metazoa; Chordata; Actinopteri; Salmoniformes; Salmonidae
Product: IQ motif and SEC7 domain-containing protein 2-like
Exons: 15
Coding region: 1-4206 (1401 amino acids)
Biological process (GO): regulation of ARF protein signal transduction; actin cytoskeleton organization
Molecular function (GO): protein binding; guanyl-nucleotide exchange factor activity
Source: RefSeq, a predicted model, not a curated record
AUGAAGCAGGUUGGAGUGAAGAAGCAGGUUGGAGUGAUGAAGCAGGUUGGAGUGAUGAAGCAGGUUGGAGUGAAGAAGCAGGUUGGAGUGAUGAAGCAGGUUGGAGUGAUGAAGCAGGUUGGAUUGAUGAAGCAGGUUGGAGUGAUGAAGCAGGUUGGAGUGAUGAAGCAGGUUGGAGUGAUGAAGCAGGUUGGAGUGAUGAAGCAGGUUGGAGUGAUGAAGCAGGUUGGAGUGAUGAAGCAGGUUGGAUUGAUGAAGCAGGUUGGAGUGAUGAAGCAGGUUGGAGUGAUGAAGCAGGUUGGAGUGAUGAAGCAGGUUGGAGUGAUGAAGCAGGUUGGCGUGAUGAAGCAGGUUGGCGUGAAGAAGCAGGUUGGAGUGAUGAAGCAGGUUGGAGUGAUGAAGCAGGUUGGAGUGAAGAAGCAGGUUGGAGUGAUGAAGCAGGUUGGAGUGAUGAAGCAGUUGGGAGUGAUGAAGCAGGUUGGAUUGAUGAAGCAGGUUGGAGUGAUGAAGCAGGUUGGAGUGAUGAAGCAGGUUGGAGUGAUGAAGCAGGUUGGAGUGAUGAAGCAGGUUGGAGUGAUGAAGCAGGUUGGAGUGAUGAAGCAGGUUGGAGUGAUGAAGCAGGUUGGAUUGAUGAAGCAGGUUGGAGUGAUGAAGCAGGUUGGAUUGAUGAAGCAGGUUGGAGUGAUGAAGCAGGUUGGAUUGAUGAAGCAGGUUGGAGUGAUGAAGCAGGUUGGAGUGAUGAAGCAGGUUGGAGUGAUGAAGCAGGUUGGAGUGAUGAAGCAGGUUGGAGUGAUGAAGCAGGUUGGAGUGAUGAAGCAGGUUGGAUUGAUGAAGCAGGUUGGAUUGAUGAAGCAGGUUGGAGUGAUGAAGCAGGUUGGAGUGAUGAAGCAGGUUGGAUUCAUGAAGCAGGUUGGAGUGAUGAAGCAGGUUGGAGUGAAGAAGCAGGUUGGAGUGAUGAAGCAGAUUGGAUUCAUGAAGCAGGUUGGAGUGAUGAAGCAGAUUGGAUUCAUGAAGCAGGUUGGAGUGAUGAAGCAGAUUGGAUUCAUGAAGCAGGUUGGAGUGAUGAAGCAGGUUGGAGUGAUGAAGCAGGUUGGAGUGAUGAAGCAGGUUGGAUUGAUGAAGCAGGUUGGAGUGAUGAAGCAGGUUGGAUUGAUGAAGCAGGUUGGAGUGAUGAAGCAGGUGUCUCUAGGUGUCUCUAGUGUGGAAGAGUCUCACCGUGACGACACAGGCAGUUUCUCCGACAGCACCUGUAGACAGGGACCCUACCUAAGCAGCUCUGAUCAUCGCUACAACAGUGGCCCACUGGGCCACCACCCCCAGGGCCCCCCGGUGGCCCCCCCUAGCCCUGCCUCCCUGGCCUGGGCCCAGAGGACCUGGCACCAGCCUGCCAGCCUGGCGCUCCGGAAGCAGGAGGAGGAGGACAACAGGCGCUGCAAAGCCCUGUCCGACAGCUAUGAGCUCUCCACAGACCUGCAGGACAAGAAGGUGGAGAUGCUGGAGAGGAAGUACGGAGGGUACUUGCUCAGUCGGCAGGCGGCGCGCACUAUCCAGACGGCGUUCCGUCAGUACCGCAUGAACAAGAACUUUGAGCGGCUACGAAGCUCCGCCUCCGAGAGCCGGAUGACUCAACGUAUCAUCCUGUCUGACAUGAGACUGCAGUACUCGUUUGACGAGCGGCAGGGCCAGCCCCAGGGUCAGCCUCAGGGCCAGCCUCAGGGCCAAGGGGUUCAGCAGGGACAGAUGUAUCCUCACCCUGGAGGCCACCCUGGGGAUGAAGAGAUGCAGGCUGGGUCUCCUCCACGCUGCGAGGGGGACAGAGAGGAGUACACAUACCUGGACGAGACCUUCUCCAAACAGGUGUCCCUGGCUGACUCCAUCGAUGACACCCUGACCUGUCAGUCUGGUGUGGAAGACGGUCAGCAGGAGGAAGAGGAGGAGGAAGAGGAGGAGGAAGGUGAUGGAGACGAGACAGGGGUGGAGGUGGACGACUUCGGAGAGUGUGUUUGGAGGCCCAGGGAGGGAGACAGACAGAGGGAUGGAGGAAGAGGAGGAGUGGGAGGAAGAGUAGGAGGAGGAGGAGGAGAGAGACAGAGCAUGCACGAAGACACCACAGCCACCUCCGACAACGACGUGACCCUCUACAUGAAUGACAGGCUCUCGUCCUCUCCCCUGUCCUUGGACCGGGCCCCCAGCAGCCCAGAUACAGAGUAUUGGAGCCCUGGAGUGUGUGGCGGCAGGGUGGGGGGGUUUGAAGACAGCCGGGACACAGAGGGAGGGUGCAACAGUAACAGCCGACGCAGCACCCCCUGUACAGAGUGUAGAGACUACAGCCUGAGAGAAGCUCACCUACCCCUGUUGACCCUCGAACCCCUGAGCGACAGCUCUGUUAAUAUGAGUGACCGCUCGGGCUCUAUAGGCCAACGGGUCUACGAGACAGAACCAGGGGGAGGAGUUGGUGGAGGGGGGUUGCCUCAGGGCACUAUUAAACAUAACCCCCACCCGAAGCCUCACCCCAACCCCAACGGGCGUGCUGUCCCCAUACCUCCCCAGGCCCAAGGCCAGACUCGUACUGUGCUUCCUCACCACCCCCACCCCUCGGCCAUCCCCUCCCACCCGCCCUACCACACCAUCCUACACCACCACCAUCAGCUCCCAUAUUACCCUCUACACCCCCACCACCCGCACCCGAAUACCCCCUCCUCCUCCUCUCAGUCCCCCCAGGAACCACCCCUCACCCCCCUAUUUUCCUACUCAUCAGCCACACUACCCCCUGGUGGCCAGGAGCAGGUCUGCUGUUCUGACGGAGACAACGACUCUCUCAGCUCCACCACCAACUCUAACGACACCAUCAACUGCUCCUCCGGGUCCUCAUCGCGCGACAGCCUCCGGGAGCCCCUCCCACCGCUCGGGAAACAGACCUAUCAGAGAGAGAGCAGACACAGCUGGGAUAACCCCGCCUCUAACAACGACGUGGCGCAGAGACGACAGUACCGCAUCGGACUAAACCUGUUCAACAAGAAGCCAGAGAAGGGUAUACAGUACCUGAUAGAGAGAGGCUUCGUAUCGGACACACCGGUAGGCAUCGCCCGCUUCAUCCUGGAGAGGAAAGGACUGAGCAGACAGAUGAUAGGAGAGUUCCUGGGUUGCAGACAGAAACAGUUCAACAAGGACGUACUGGAUUGUGUGGUAGAUGAGUUGGACUUCUCAGGGAUGGAUCUAGAUGAUGCCCUCAGGAAGUUUCAGGCCCAGAUUAAAGUCCAGGGAGAGGCCCAGAAGGUGGAGAGACUGAUCGAGGCUUUCAGUCAGCGGUACUGUGUGAGUAACCCGGUGCUGAUCCGACAGUUCCGGAACCCCGACACCAUCUUCAUCCUGGCCUUCGCCAUCAUCCUCCUCAACACUGACAUGUACUCUCCCAACGUCAAACCAGAGAGGAAGAUGAAGCUGGAGGACUUCAUCAAAAACCUCAGAGGAGUGGAUAAUGGCCAGGACAUUCCCAGAGACCUGUUAGUAGGAAUCUACCGUCGGAUAGAGAAAUGGGAGCUACGCACCAACGAUGACCACGUGUCCCAAGUACAGGCCGUGGAGAAGGUUUUGGUUGGAAAGAAGCCUGUGCUCUCGCUGUCCCACCGCAGAUUGGUGUGCUGCUGUCAGCUGUACGAGGUGCCUGACCCGAACAGAAGCCAGAGGACUGGAGUCCACCAGAGAGAAGUCUUCCUCUUCAACGACCUGCUCGUGGUAACCAAGAUCUUCCAGAAGAAGAAGACCUCUGUGACAUACAGUUUCAGACAGUCCUUCCCCCUGGUCGAGAUGCACGUUCACAUUUUCCAGAAACAAUACUAUCCCCACGGUAUCCGACUGACGUCAACCAACCCUGGCGGGGACAGAAAGGUUCUGAUCGCGUUUAAUGCUCCGAGCCAGCAGGACAGAACGCGUUUCACCUCCGACCUGAGAGAGAGCAUCGCUGAGGUGCAGGAGAUGGAGAAAUACAGGGUGGAGUCGGAGUUGGAGAAGCAGAGAGGAGUGAUGAGGCCUGUUGUGGCCGGGUCUGACGGUGGUGGUCCCAGCGGCGGCGUGAAGGCGGUGAACGGCACUCUGGGUAGGCCCAGUCUGGACGACAGCUAUGCCUCUGCAGAUGGACUCAAACGUACUGCGCUCAGCUCAUCACUGAGAGACCUAGCAGACACAGGUAUUUUGGUCAGGGCGUGA